Messenger RNA from Ostrinia furnacalis (Asian corn borer), 2193 nucleotides. RefSeq lists its product as uncharacterized. Gene Ontology annotation, biological process: neurogenesis. Lineage: Eukaryota; Metazoa; Arthropoda; Insecta; Lepidoptera; Crambidae. The record is from RefSeq and is a predicted model, not a curated record. Gene Ontology annotation, cellular component: cytosol; P-body. Gene Ontology annotation, molecular function: protein binding. The transcript has 8 exons. Bases 175 to 1827 code for a protein of 550 amino acids.
UCGUCUGUGGUCCAAACUGUCAAAAGUUUUCAAAACUAUUUUUCUGUGAUUUUUUCACUUUCUUUCUUCGGUGGAUUGGCGGUAUUGCUAAAAGUUUUAUCCCAAUUAAUCUACUAUUUUUCAACGGCCUUAUUGUAAAAGUGCUUCGAUAGAUUUGUUCUUGCAAAUGAUAAAAUGGCAGUACCAAGCACCGAUUGGCAGUUAGGAUGCAUGCAACUGAAGCAACGGGGAGCCCAUCUCUUACAGACCGGCCAGUGGGCCGACUGUGUGUUCAUGGUGGGCGCUCCACCUCGUCAGGUCACUGUCACCGCUCACAAACUGAUCCUGGCCAGCGCUUCGCCGGUCUUCGAAGCGAUGUUCUUCGGUGGCAUGGCGGAGCGUGACGGGCCCAUACCCAUAUUAGAUGUUCAUCCGGACGCCUUCAAAUCCUUGCUACAAUAUAUUUACACGGACAAAGCAGAGCUGGGCUCGUUCGAGAUGGCAUGCUCAAUAUAUUAUGGAGCCAAGAAGUACAUGCUGCCGUAUCUAGAGAAGGAAUGCACAUGGUUUAUUUCCCUCAACCUGCGUCCGAAGAAUGUGUGUCGAGCUUACGAGCUGGGGCAGCUGUUUGAUGAGACCUUGUUGAUGGAGAAGUGUCUCAAGGUAAUGGAAAAUCAAACCAAAGAAGUUGUAAACGCUGCGAGCUUCCUGGACGCGGACUUGUCAACAAUAAACAAGAUACUGUCCCUCGAAAGCCUGAACAUCGAGAGUGAGCUGGAUCUCUUCCGGGCCUUAGAGAAGUACGCUAAAGUCCACAUGAAGGGGAACUUCUACAAAAGACCCUCGUUGAGCUUUAGUGACUCCAUCAGAAGUAGUCCCCCUAAAAAGAUUAAAAUGGAUAACAGUGAUGCUGAGAAGACACAGAAUAUAACAAAUUUUGUAGAACAAAUAGACAAACCAAUGGGACUUCCUGUAAAGUCUGAAACCGUAAAAGACGUGCCCAACAGUGAGACAGGGGAGGUGUCCAUCAAAAUGUCUGAGUCUUACUGUGAAAAGCAGACCAGUUUGGACACUUAUAAUGAUGAAAGUAUGAACAGUUCACAAGAGAGUUUAGAGCUGUCGUCGCUCCGGAGCGCGAUCGGCAAAGUUCGCUUCCUGACGAUGUCGCCGGCGGCAUUCGCGGCCGGGCCCGCGCGCUCUCCGCUGCUUAGCGAGCCGCAGUGCUUUGCGCUGCUUAUGCACAUCGUAUCUACGGACUCAGACGUGCCCAUGCCUGAGGGAUUCUCGACUAGCAGGGUGGCGAGGAACCAGCAAAACCUGAUGCCCGAGGAGUCGUCGUCGAAGUCGGAGGCGGUGUUCCGGUUCACGGUGCUCAACUUCAAGACGCGGCGGCGCUCGGUGGAGUCGCGGCCCUUCCACUUCCACGAGCUGCCGUGGAGCAUCAAGAUGGUGCCGCGGUUUGAAAACACCACCAGCUUCUCGGAAAGCAAGUUCUUUGGACUGUAUCUCAGAUGCGAGGGCAUCAAGGACAGCCAGUGGGCGGUGUCGGUGCGCGCCGAGCUACGGCUGGUGGCGCAGGCGCCGCGCGCGCGGAACAUCGCCAUGCAGAUACACAAGACCUUCACCAACAAAGAGAACGAGUGGGGCUUCAACCGCUUCGUGAACUGGACGGACGUGAUGGAUUCGGAGCGCGGGUUCCUGCGAGGCAACGCCAUCGAGAUCGAGGCGCACCUCGUGGCCGACGCCGCGCCCGCUUCAGGCCACGCCCCCUCGCUGCCAGGCCCCGCCCCCUCGCCGCCAGGCCCCGCCCCCACGCUAAACCCCGCCCCACCUGUGACUACACCCUAGGUAAGUUGCUAUGCCGUGAGGCCGUCUCUCGUCUCCACACGAUCCCAACCUAUCUCCUUGAUCACACGUACCGAGCUUGCCCAUGCUGCCAGGCCCCGCCCCACCUGUGACUACACCCUAGGUAAGUUGCUAUGCCGUGAGGCCGUCUCUCGUCUCCACACGAUCCCAACCUAUCUCCUUGAUCACACGUACCGAGCUUGCCCAUGCUGCCAGGCCCCGCCCCACCUGUGACUACACCCUAGGUAAGUUGCUGUGCCGUGAGGCCGUCUCUCGUCGUCUCCACACGAUCCCGGUCUAUUCCACUUUGAUCACCUGGCUUUGAUGACCCAGGUGAUCAAAGUCCACUUCCAGCGACAAUUUAGUGUC